Molecule: messenger RNA, 453 nt
Organism: Suillus subalutaceus
Lineage: Eukaryota; Fungi; Basidiomycota; Agaricomycetes; Boletales; Suillaceae
Exons: 1
Coding region: 108-371 (87 amino acids)
Source: RefSeq, a predicted model, not a curated record
ACCUUGCGGACGUCUAAUUUCUAGCUAGUCAUCCAAUCGGACGUCGACUCUUUCAAGCUCUCUGCCGAACCCCAUCGUUCGGUUCCUUGCGGAAUUUAGGCUGCUGGAUGGGCGUGGCUGCUUUGAUUGCGGUGGUGAGUAGCACUCGAGGUCUGGAUAGAGGCGUAUUAGACUGCAUAGGGACUUUCUUGACCUGUACAUCAACGAUAGCUGCGUCAGGAUACCCUCCAUUACAGCGAAAUCCGGCAGUCUUGAAACAGAGUCUCGCAGUCACCUUCUGGGUCCACGCGCAUGUCACAGGAGCUCGCGAGGGUCAACGUGGACGACCUACGCAGGAAGGAGGGAUAGAGAUUCGUCGCCUACCCGACUGAUGGGAGUGCAUCUUGGACGCGCUGGAGUUGGCCGGUGAAAUGACCACUCAAUGAGAGCGCCAGCCUUCUCAGUGGAAAAAUG